This is a messenger RNA of Medicago truncatula (barrel medic), 3470 nucleotides long. RefSeq names its product MDIS1-interacting receptor like kinase 2. Gene Ontology annotation, biological process: protein phosphorylation. NCBI's taxonomy places the organism in Eukaryota, Viridiplantae, Streptophyta, Magnoliopsida, Fabales, Fabaceae. The coding region runs from base 57 to 3293 and encodes 1078 amino acids. The record is from RefSeq and is a predicted model, not a curated record. The transcript has 2 exons. Gene Ontology annotation, molecular function: protein kinase activity; ATP binding; protein binding.
UCAAUCCUCACCAAACAAUAUUAACAUCCAAAAUAUCCUUUUAUACUUGAAGAACCAUGGUACCCAAUUUCAACAAGAAUCUAGCUUGUUGGCAGAUUCUCUUCAUAAUACUUUGGGUUCGUUUAACAAUCAUUUUUCCUCAACAAGUUGCUGGUUUUUCCAAUGAAGAAGCAGUUGCUCUGUUGAAAUGGAAAGAUAGCUUUGACAACCACAGCCAAGCUCUGCUGUCAACUUGGACAAGAACUACGAGUCCAUGCAACUGGGAAGGAAUUCAAUGUGACAAAUCCAAAUCCAUCUCUACCAUAAAUCUUGCAAAUUAUGGACUAAAAGGUAAACUCCACACUCUUAGUUUCUCAUCAUUCCCCAACCUCCUCAUCCUAAAUAUCUUCAACAACAACUUUUAUGGGACCAUUCCUCCACAAAUAGGUAACUUGUCAAGAAUAAAUACAUUGAAUUUUUCAAAAAAUCCUAUUAUUGGUUCCAUCCCUAUAGAAAUGUGGACACUGAGGAGUUUAAAAGGCCUUGAUUUUGCUCAAUGUCAGCUAACUGGGGAAAUUCCUAAUUCCAUAGGAAACUUGUCCAAACUAUCAUAUCUAGACUUUGCCGAAAACAACAAAUUUUCUAGCGGCUAUAUUCCUCUUGCGAUUGUUAAAUUAAACCAAUUAGUGCAUGUAUCUUUUGCAAACUGUAACCGUAUUGGUUCCAUUCCCCGAGAAAUUGGAAUGUUGACAAAACUUGGUUUAAUGGAUUUGCAAAGGAACACUCUAUCUGGUACCAUCCCAAAAUCAAUUGGUAACAUGACUAGUUUAAGUGAACUUUACCUUUCUAAUAACACAAUGUUGUCUGGACAAAUCCCAGCAUCCUUGUGGAACUUGUCUUACUUGUCCAUACUCUAUCUUGAUGGCAACAAAUUUUCUGGAUCAGUCCCUCCUUCGAUCCAAAACUUGGCCAAUUUGACUGACCUUAUCCUUCAUCAAAACCACUUUUCUGGACCUAUUCCUUCCACCAUUGGAAACUUGACAAAACUAUCAAAUUUAUACUUAUUCACAAAUUAUUUUUCUGGAUCAAUUCCUAGUUCUAUUGGAAAUCUAAUCAAUGUGUUAAUCCUCGAUUUGUCUGAAAACAAUCUUUCUGGAACUAUUCCGGAAACAAUUGGAAAUAUGACAACGCUAAUAAUCUUGGGACUACGCACCAAUAAACUUCAUGGUAGCAUUCCACAAAGCCUAUAUAACUUUACCAACUGGAAUAGGUUGCUAUUAGACGGGAAUGAUUUUACUGGCCAUUUGCCACCUCAAAUAUGUUCUGGUGGAUCUCUAGAACACUUCAGUGCUUUUCGCAACCAUUUUACUGGUCCAAUACCAACUAGUUUGAAAAACUGCACAAGCAUUGUAAGAAUCAGAAUUCAGGAUAAUCAAAUAGAAGGAGAUAUAUCACAAGAUUUUGGUGUAUAUCCGAAGUUGGAAUACCUUGAACUGAGUGACAAUAAACUUCAUGGACACAUUUCACCAAACUGGGGGAAGUGCCCUAAUCUCUGCAACUUCAUGAUAUCCAACAAUAAUAUCACUGGUGUCAUACCAUUAACACUUUCGGAGGCAAACCAGCUAGUCAGGCUCCACCUUUCUUCAAACCACUUAACAGGAAAGCUUCCAAAGGAACUUGGAUACCUGAAAUCAUUACUUGAAGUUAAGAUCAGCAACAAUCAAUUUUCUGGAAAUAUUCCAAGUGAAAUUGGAUUGCUACAGAAACUUGAAGAUUUUGAUGUAGGAGGAAACAUGUUGAGUGGAACAAUACCAAAAGAAGUUGUGAAGUUGCCCUUGUUACGGAACUUGAACUUGAGCAAAAACAAAAUUAAAGGGAAAAUUCCCUCAGACUUUGUCCUGUCACAGCCUCUUGAAUCUCUUGAUCUUAGUGGGAAUUUGUUGAGUGGAACAAUACCAUCAGUGCUAGGAGAGUUGAAGCAAUUGCAAAUGCUAAACCUGUCAUGCAAUAAUCUUUCUGGCACUAUUCCAACCAGUUUUGAGGAUGCACAGUCAAGCUUGACCUAUGUCAACAUAUCAAACAACCAGUUAGAAGGGAGGCUACCAAAUAAUCAAGCCUUUCUCAAGGCUCCAAUUGAAUCAUUAAAAAAUAACAAAGGCUUGUGUGGUAAUCACACUGGUCUAAUGCUUUGCCCAACUAGCCACAGUAAAAAGAGACACGAGAUCCUCCUUCUAGUAUUGUUUGUCAUCUUAGGUGCUCUAGUACUAGUAUUUUCUGGGUUGGGAAUUUCAAUGUAUAUUAUUUAUCGGAGAGCAAGAAAGACAAAAAACAAGGAUAAAGAUUCUAAUGAAGCACAAGCAGAAGAAGUCUUUUCCAUAUGGAGUCAUGAUGGAAAAAUGAUGUUUGAAAAUAUAAUUGAAGCUACCAACAAUUUUGAUGAUGAAUACCUCAUUGGAGUGGGAGGGGAAGGAUCUGUUUACAAGGCUAAGUUGUCUGCAGAUAUGGUUGUUGCAGUGAAGAAACUUCAUUCGAGAAUAGAUGGGGAAAGGUCCAAUAUCAAAGCCUUUGAAAAUGAAAUUCAAGCUUUGACAGAAAUCAGGCAUCGUAACAUCAUAAAGCUCUAUGGAUAUUGCCGACAUUCAAGAUUCUCAUUUUUGGUUUAUAAGUUCUUGGAAGGUGGAACUUUGACUCAAAUGUUAAACAAUGACACACAAGCCAUUGCAUUUGAUUGGGAAAAGAGGGUGAAUAUUGUUAGAGGUGUGGCUGAUGCUUUGUCCUACAUGCAUCAUGACUGCAUACCUCCAAUAGUUCACCGUGACAUAUCAAGCAAGAAUGUUCUCUUGGAUAUAUCAUAUGAAGCUCAACUUUCAGAUUUUGGAACAGCCAAGUUUCUAAAGCCUGAUUCAAGCAGCUGGACCGCAUUUGCAGGCACAUAUGGAUAUGCAGCUCCAGAGUUUGCCCAGACUAUGGAAGUGACCGAGAAGUGUGAUGUUUACAGCUUCGGAGUUCUUUGUUUUGAAAUCCUUCUGGGAAAGCAUCCAGCAGAUUUCAUUUCCUCAUUGUUCUCAUCAUCUACAGCAAAAAUGACUUAUAAUUUGCUGUUGAUCGAUGUGUUAGAUAACCGCCCUCCUCAACCUAUCAAUUCAAUUGUUGAGGACAUCAUCUUGAUUACAAAAUUGGCAUUUUCUUGCUUGAGUGAGAAUCCAUCUUCUCGCCCCACCAUGGAUUAUGUUUCAAAAGAACUUUUGAUGAGAAAAUCACAAUCACAUUUGGUGGAACAGUUCUCACAUAUCAAACUUGGACAACUCCACUAAAUCAUCCAACUAAGUCAAGUCGUCUAUGCUUUAUCUUAUCAAGCUUUCCUCCUAAUUUUAUAUAUCAUGUCAUGUUUACUUUUGUGAUGCUUAGUGCUGUAUGACUGUCUGUGUUCAUGUAUUAUUGCUUAAGAGCUGUUGCUUUUAAUAAAGGUAAAGCAGAGUGGGUUAAUUUUA